CGCUGGGUGGCUGCGGCCGCCGUCUCCCCGCCGCGAGGCCGGCCGUCAGCUGUGUUUUAGGCCGAGGGGCCGCCAGGCCUCCGGGCCGGACAGCUAGGUGUCCCGAGCCAUUCGGAGGAUGGGGGCAGGCUCCGCUGCCGUCCUCCGAAAAGGAGGAUCUUGAGGGCGCUCCAGGAGUAAAGCUUUGCUGCCCCACCCCCCACUCCCCAUCCCAGGCCUUCCACUUGCUUAAGCCACAGGUGUCAGAUUCGAGAGCGUCGGGAGUGAAUGGGACCGCACACAGCACCCAGUUUUGGAAAAGAAAUGCUUGUCUGGGGGCCCUCGGCCGCCCUAAAACGAGAUUGGCCUUGAGAAGGGAUUUGAGGAACAAUCUGGAAAACUCGCUUUCCCCUCCCCCUACAUCAAUACCCAGGAUCGUGGAAAUAAGGAAAACAAAAGGCCCCCUUUGUAGAAGACUUAAUAUUCAUGAAAGUACUGCUAUCUUCAAAUUCUCCAACAGCACUUCCCACGGCAGGGACAGUACCCAAAAGAGUGGCCCAGCAGGAGAAGACCCCGCCGCCCAGACCCAGCCUGCUGGAGGCGGCUGGUGAUGGCUGCGAGGAGCCCAAGCAGCAAGUGUCUUGGGAGCAGGAGUUCCUGGUGGGGAGCAGCCCAGGAGGCAGCGGGCGGGCGCUGUGCAUGGUGUGUGGUGCCGAGAUCCGGGCCCCCUCGGCUGACACGGCUCGCACACACAUCCUGGAGCAGCAUCCCCACACCCUGGACCUGAGCCCUUCCGAGAAGAGCAACAUCCUGGAGGCCUGGAGCGAGGGGGUGGCCCUUUUGCAAGACGUCAGAGCCGAGCAGCCGUCCCCACCCAGCUCAGACUCAGGCCGGUACAUGGAUCUAGACCCAGACUCCAACCCAGAUCCUGCCAGAAUGCCAGCGGAGAUUGUCGUUCUCCUUGACUCCGAGGACAACCCGUCUCUCCCUAAGAGGAGCCGGCCCAGGGGCCUCCGCCCCCUGGAGCUUCCUGCUGCCCCUGCUCCAGAGCCAGGAAAUAAGAAGCCCCGUGGUCAGAAAUGGAAGGAGCCCCCUGGGGAAGAGCCAGUCAGAAAGAAAAGAAGCAGAUGUAUGACCAAAACCACGGACCCCGACCCAGAUCCCCCAUCACCCGACUCGCCCACAGAGACUUUCGCAGCCCCAGCUGAAGUCCGACACUUCACUGAUGGCACCUUCCCCCCUGGCUUUGUCCUUCAGCUCUUUUCCCACACUCAGUUCAGAGCCUCAGAGAAUAAGGACUCACCCAAUGAGGGGAAAGCGGUAGAAGGAGGCCUUGGCCAGCUGGAAAGCCCCUCUCCAGCUCCUCCUCCGGGGCUUCGUGGGACACUGGAUCUCCAGGUGAUCCGCGUGCGGAUGGAGGAGCCGCCAGCAGUCAGCCUCCUGCCGGACUGGUCCAAGCACCCCCAGGGCAGCAAAGGGUUGGGGGCAGGUGACCCCGCCGAGUGGCCAGCAGUUCUGUCGGAGUCCAGUGCCACUGUGGGAGGGAAGCCCGAGGCGGGCAGUGGUGUGUAAGUUCUCGCUUUCCUGGGGAGGGGGGGAGGGAGGGGAGAGGCUGCGUCCCCCUUUGGCUUCUAACUCGGAGCUGCCCCGCUCUGCCACCUGAGGGACAGAGCAAAACCAGGUGCCAGGGCAGGCUGGAGGAAGGAAGGGGGCAGCAGCCACUGUUACUUUGGGCCACUGGAAAACGUCUACCCCUGGAAAGGCCUGAGGUAGGCGAGGAUGGCGGCCGUGCGGUGGGGCGUUGGGCCUGUGGAGAACACCUACCCCAAUCCUUUGGCUGACCCAGACCUCCCUUCGUACCCGACAACCUUGUUGCACCCUCGCUCUCCCGCCAUUCUCCCUCGGCACAGUGCCUUACACCAAAGCUGGUCGCGCGGGGUUUGAACUGAGGCCCACUACCUCGGGGGACGCCUCUCCUCCCCCACCCGUUCAGGCUCCUGCACCAGGAUGCCUCCAUUACCUCUGCCCACUCCAUCCCCGCGGGGGGCUGUGCCAGCCGCCUGGGGGCGCCACUCGCUCCCCACGCUCAUUCUCACCUCUUUUCCAGUUGUAUAUAUCUCCUUUGUUGACAAUAAAUUAUUUUUUUUUAUUAAGAGAGUUCCGUCUGGGCCGUUAUUGGGGGAGGCGGUUGCUAGCGGGAUGGCUGGCCUCGUGGAGGGAACUUGAGGGGCUCCCUGGGUAGGAGCUGGAGGGCAGCUUGGCAGGGGGUUGGCUGUGCAGGCUGGUGGCCUGGGGCUGACAUGAUGCCAGAUCCAGGGAGGGCACCUUGCCCCUCCCCUUGCCCCUGCUCUCAAGACAGGGUCACAGGAGAGCCUGUCACUCUCAUGGGCUGGACCUCUGCCCAUGAGAGGCCACGAGGGGAGUGCCGGUGGCUGUGGGGGUCCACAGCUGCUCACACUCCAGAGCCGAGAAUGAACAGGACCUCUCUCAGGUGGAAGGCUUGGGGCCGGCCUGCCAGGGGCAGCGAUCCCUCCCCCUCGCCCUGCCCCCUUACAGGGAGGUGAGCACAUGGUCCCUACACCCAUCCCGCCUUGUCCAGCCUUCAGCUGCACUCGCGGCUGCACAACUUCACCCCAGCCUUGGCUUAAUGAAACCUGAGUCUUGGUCCAGUUUUACCCCCUUCCCCAGGUCGCAAGCUGGCUCGUCGGGGUCUCUUCAGUAGUUUCCUUACCUCCUCCACUAAUCCAUCUCCAGCCAAACCUGGGUGGUCUCCCCCUUCAGGGAUACGGGGCUCUGGGGAGGGGGAUGGGGAGCUUCCCUCUUGGGCCCCCGUCCCCACUGUCCUGUCGAGGGUUCAGGGGCAGGUGUGGUGAGUAGGGCAGUGUGCCCUCUGCACCGGGGCUGCUCUACAAGUGAAUCCUGUGCAGUUAGGGAAGGAGACGGGAGAGACCCAGGGUGGGACAUGUAAGGGGUUGUUCCUGUGCAACCCUGACUCAGCCAGAUUUGAAACUGACAUGACAAUCUCUAAAUCAGGAAGGGCGGGUUGCGGGCAGGGCGUGCUGGGUGCUUGGCUGAGUUGGCACCACCCAUGGGUCAGCCACAGCUCGGUGACUCGCGUGAUGUGGUCCUUCCACCCCAUAUGAAAGCUCGGGGAAAGGAUCCUGAGAAUGCAUGGGGUCCGUGUCCAGAGGGAAUUGAGAGAUGGUGAGUGUGGGGAGAAAAGGCAGUAGCCAAAGGCUCAGGGUUCUUUGCCUUUAGAGUGACCCUGCCUCCGUGAUGUCAGGGAAGCCAUGGAACUUCCCUGUGUCUCUACUACCAUUUCUGCAAAUUACCCAAACUCAUAUCCUGCCUAAUAGGAAGGAAUAAAUAAUGCUGAAAAUCUGGUUCUAAAAGCCCAAAGAUUAUCACAGGUGAUUUUUGUUCAUCCUUUCAAUGGUGUGACUGUGUUUACAUUUAUGCCAAUGUGCUUUUAAAACAGAUGACUAUGUUGCUGGGUGUUUCUCAAUUGAGAAAACGUAUAUAAAAGCUCGUUGUAAAAUCUUGAUGCUAAAUGUGCCUUCGCUGCCCGUAAUCUAGCUGAUGCUUGGCCCGCUAGACUGUGCGCUCCUUCGAGCAGGGACCAGGUCACAUUAAGUUUGUUUUCCCAGUGCCCUGCAGUGGGCUGCCACACAGUAGGUGCUCAAUAAAUGCCUGUCAAGUGCCCUCUCGGCGUA
Choloepus didactylus (southern two-toed sloth) is the source of this 3692-nucleotide messenger RNA. It is a transcript of the gene SPINDOC, whose product is annotated as spindlin interactor and repressor of chromatin binding. The transcript is spliced from 6 exons. The coding region runs from base 466 to 1551 and encodes 361 amino acids. NCBI's taxonomy places the organism in Eukaryota, Metazoa, Chordata, Mammalia, Pilosa, Megalonychidae. The record is from RefSeq and is a predicted model, not a curated record. Gene Ontology annotation, biological process: negative regulation of DNA-templated transcription.